AUGAGUUUGUUGCAGGAGUGUGGGAAAAGGACGGGACAGACAGCUAAGGCGGCAGGACAGAUGGAAGGGGGUCCAUGGGUGAGCUCGCUGCACGCCCCUGCUGUGCGUGUAUGUGUAUGCGGGUCGGGGGUCCUGGGGACCGAGGACGCCCUGUUGGCCGCCGUUGCUAGCCUUGCCUCUGCGGGAUGUCGGACUGGGCUUCUGCUGUCCUUCCCGGGGUCUGUCUGCGCUGGCCCUUACUCCACCUCUUGCGGCAUCUCUGGUCUUCUGCUUGUUCGCGUCUCUGACUGUACGUCUCCGCGCCCCCGCCCCGCAGACGUGUCCCGGGCGGUGGAGCUCCUCGAGCGGCUCCAGCGCAGCGGGGAGCUGCCCCCGCCGAAGCCUCAGGGCCGCGAGCGGGGCCAGAGCCGCUUCUGCUCCGCCAUCCGCGAGGUGUACGAGCAGCUCUACGACACCCUGGACAUCACCGGCAGCGCCGAGGUCCGCGCCCACGCUACGGCCAAGGCCACCGUGGCUGCGUUCACAGCCAGUGAGGGCCACGCACACCCCAGGGUGGUGGAGCUGCCCAAGACAGACGAGGGUCUGGGCUUCAACAUCAUGGGCGGCAAGGAGCAGAACUCGCCUAUCUACAUCUCCCGCGUCAUCCCAGGAGGCGUGGCUGACCGCCACGGAGGCCUCAAGCGUGGGGACCAACUGCUGUCGGUGAAUGGUGUGAGCGUGGAGGGCGAGCAGCACGAGAAGGCGGUGGAGCUGCUGAAGGCUGCCCAGGGCUCCGUGAAGCUGGUGGUGCGCUACACCCCGCGGGUGCUGGAGGAGAUGGAGGCCCGGUUUGAGAAGAUGCGCUCGGCCCGGCGGCGCCAGCAGCACCAGAGCUACUCGUGAGCCCCCUGCCGCCUGGCCCCGGACCUCCACUGCCCACCCUGAAGCCCAGACUCCCGAAC
This is a messenger RNA of Tupaia belangeri chinensis (Chinese tree shrew), 941 nucleotides long. RefSeq names its product protein lin-7 homolog B-like. Gene Ontology annotation, molecular function: protein binding. NCBI's taxonomy places the organism in Eukaryota, Metazoa, Chordata, Mammalia, Scandentia, Tupaiidae. The record is from RefSeq and is a predicted model, not a curated record.